Aplosporella prunicola CBS 121167 is the source of this 1107-nucleotide messenger RNA. RefSeq names its product glycoside hydrolase family 16 protein. Lineage: Eukaryota; Fungi; Ascomycota; Dothideomycetes; Botryosphaeriales; Aplosporellaceae. Gene Ontology annotation, molecular function: hydrolase activity, hydrolyzing O-glycosyl compounds. The record is from RefSeq and is a predicted model, not a curated record. Gene Ontology annotation, biological process: glucan catabolic process. Bases 1 to 1107 code for a protein of 368 amino acids. The transcript is spliced from 4 exons.
AUGUUGGCCAAUCGCAUACUCGGCUUUUUGCUCCCCGUAGCACAUGCGCAAUACAGACUUGUUGAUAGUUAUACGCCAGCAAACUUCUUCAGCAAGUUUAAGUUUUGGACUUCUGUCGACCCUACCAAUGGCUACGUUCAAUAUGUCAAUCAGUCAGUGGCAGAAGAAAACAAGCUCAUUGCGGCCAUCGACACCAUUUACAUGGGCGUCGAUAUGACCAAUGUCUACGACGUGGGGGGCCCGGGAAGACCAAGCGUUCGCAUUCAGAGCAUUGACACUUACAAUCGCGGCCUCUUCAUCCUCGACCUCAACCACAUGCCCUGGGGAUGCGGAACAUGGCCGGCAUGGUGGACAGCAGGAAACUUGACCAAUUGGCCAGCGGAUGGCGAGAUAGAUAUCAUCGAGGGGGUGCAUACGAACACUCUCAACACAAACCAGGCAUACACAUCAGACGGCUGCUCCGUAGCAGGAACUGGCCAGACAGGGGUAGCGGAUGACUUGAACUGCAGCGACGGUUGUGGCAGCACGGCGGGCAGCUACGGCAGCUAUGGCGGCGACUUCAACACGGAUGGCGGAGUCUACGCAAUGGAAUGGACGUCCUCGUUCAUCCGCGUGUGGUUCUUCCCCCGCGGCCGCAUUCCACCCACCAUCACAACAGCGGCGCCCGACCCGGCCGAGUUCGGCACGCCCAUGGCCAAUUUCCAAGGAAACUGCGAUAUCGACGCGCAUUUCAUCAACCACCAAAUCAUCUUCGACAUUACCUUCUGCGGCGACUGGGCCGGCCCGGCCUACCAGGACGCCGGCUGCCCUAUGUAUCAGGGAAUGGAUUCUUGGGACAGCUGCAAGCACUUUGUCGCUGGCAAUCCGGACAAGUUCUCUGAUGCGUUCUGGGAUAUUAAUUCCUUGAAUGUCUACCAGCAAGAUGAUCCGUUUCCCCAUGCCGUCCCGUCGUCGUCGGUCCCCGCGCCUACGCUUUCGGAUUCCGUUGCGCUGGGCAAGAAUGCGGGCGUUACUUCUUUGAUACCGUCAAUAUCGCCGGUGAUCCCCACGACCGCGUCAACAAGUAAGUCUGCCAUUCGGCUCGCUCUUUUCUUCUGCUCGUACUGA